This is a messenger RNA of Arachis duranensis, 1452 nucleotides long. RefSeq names its product beta-glucosidase 12-like. Lineage: Eukaryota; Viridiplantae; Streptophyta; Magnoliopsida; Fabales; Fabaceae. Bases 23 to 1330 code for a protein of 435 amino acids. The record is from RefSeq and is a predicted model, not a curated record. Gene Ontology annotation, molecular function: beta-glucosidase activity. The transcript has 11 exons. Gene Ontology annotation, biological process: carbohydrate metabolic process.
AUUACUACAUUAUGCUUUACUCAUGACAGGUAAGAUACAAGACGGAAGUAAUGGAGAUGUAGCUGCUGAUGAAUAUCAUCAUUAUAAGGAAGAUGUUGAGGCCUUGAAGGAUAUGAACAUGGAUGCUUAUAGAUUCUCAAUCUCUUGGUCCAGAAUACUCCCAAAGGGAAGACUUAAUGGAGGUGUUAACAAGGAAGGAGUAAAUUAUUAUAAUAACCUCAUCAAUGAGCUGCUAGCCAAAGAUAUUCAACCCUUUGUGACAAUUUUUCAUUGGGACCUUCCUCAGGCUUUAGAAGAUGAAUAUGGAGGCUUCUUAAGCCCUGAGAUAGUCGAAAAUACAAACCAAACGCACCAGUCUCAUUGGAUUACGAUGAAUGAGCCGUGGUCCUUCAGCUAUCGAGCCUAUGCAACAGGAAAGUUUGCACCAGGAAGAUGUUCAGCCUGGCAGAACCUUAGCUGCACCGGUGGAGAUUCAGGCACUGAGCCCUAUAUGGUGACACACCAUCUGCUACUAGCUCAUGCAGCUGCUGUUAACAUCUACAAGACUAAGUAUCAGGCAUCUCAGAAGGGCUUAAUAGGAAUAGCACUGUUUUGUUUCUGGAUGGUGCCAUUACAUGAUACAGAAUUGGAUCAUCAUGCUGCACAGAGAGCCCUUGAUUUCAUGCUUGGAUGGUUUAUGGAGCCAAUAACAAAAGGAGACUACCCAAGUUCCAUGCAGCUUCUGGUGGGAAAUAGGUUGCCAAAGUUCUCUUUAUAUCAAUCAGGGAUUUUAAGAGGGUCCUUUGAUUUUAUUGGAUUAAACUACUACACCUCCUUUUAUGCUGCUGAUGCACCAGAACUAAGUAAAGCAAAGCCUAGCUAUCUUACAGAUUCUCUAGUUACUCUUACAAAUGAGUGUGAUGGAAUACCUAUUGGUCCAAAGGGUGCUUCAGACUGGUUGUCAGUUUAUCCAAAAGGAAUUCGCGACCUUUUGUUCUAUUUCAAAUCAAAUUACGACAAUCCGUUGAUCUACAUCACUGAAAAUGGCAUAGAUGAACUCAAUGAUCCAACACUUGCACUUGAGGAAGCCCUUGCAGACCAAACAAGAAUAGAUUACUAUUAUAGUCACCUACAAUAUAUUCAGACUGCAAUCAAGGAAGGUGUAAAUGUAAAAGGAUAUUUUGCAUGGUCAUUUAUUGACGACUUUGAAUGGGAUGCUGGCUACACUGUGAGGUUUGGAAUCUACUUUACUGAUUUCAAAAAUGGCCUGAAAAGACAUCCAAAACAGUCAGCUCUUUGGUUUAAGAAUUUACUACAACGUGAAGUACCUACACAUGGUGAUUCGCGCUAAGAACAUGAACAAUUCAUUUAUAAUGUGUCUUAGAUAAAUAUCAACUCGAUUAUGCUACGUGUAUACCAAAGUCAAGCACAGUACAAAAUACAUGUUGGAAUAUAAAUACACAUAAAAAUAAA